This is a messenger RNA of Colossoma macropomum (tambaqui), 5224 nucleotides long. It is a transcript of the gene pik3r6b, whose product is annotated as phosphoinositide-3-kinase, regulatory subunit 6b. Gene Ontology annotation, biological process: positive regulation of MAP kinase activity; G protein-coupled receptor signaling pathway. The transcript has 20 exons. Gene Ontology annotation, molecular function: 1-phosphatidylinositol-3-kinase regulator activity. Bases 268 to 2499 code for a protein of 743 amino acids. The record is from RefSeq and is a predicted model, not a curated record. Lineage: Eukaryota; Metazoa; Chordata; Actinopteri; Characiformes; Serrasalmidae. Gene Ontology annotation, cellular component: phosphatidylinositol 3-kinase complex, class IB.
GUUCAUGUCUCCCCCCACCACCACCUCUAGAAAUACUCAUGCUAACUUCACACAGACACAGUAGCUUAAUGAGGAAGAGAAAAGCUUACUGACAGUGACCUCAAAGCGAGGCUCCGCUUACUGGCAGCUGUGCUGAGGACGGCAUUCGAAGUCUGCUGGAUCUGAAUUAGACAUCGUUGCUUCUUCAAAGGUGUGAAGUCGUUUGUGCCAGUGUGUGACUCAUGUACUUCAUGUCAUGUGGAGCUUUUACUAAGCAUCAGAACCCUGAUGGAGACAACAGCUGCUGGUAUGUCAUCAGCUGUAGAGUCCAACCUCUAUCGCCGUCUUCAUGCCAUCCUCAGAGAAUUGGAAACUGACACUCAGGCCGGCUCAGCCUGUAAUAAAGGAAUGCUGAGAUGGACUCUGCAUAAAAAGGUGGAGAACAGUCCCUCUAUUAGUAUCUCUAUGUUGAGAGUACUUGUUAAGGAGCUUGAAAAGGCAGAGAGAAUUGACUGCAAAAUUCGUAUCAUCCCAUUGCUGCAUACAUUGGCCUACACAGUUAUUCAGUCUGCACAUGUUCCAGACGACCUAAGCGAGAGGAUUUAUGUCUGCCUGAAUCGGCUAGUUACACUACCUGAGCCUUACUGCUCUAUAGGCCUCAACUAUGCUAAAGUCCUGAAAAUGGAGCGCAACAUACCAGGUGCUUUGUAUCAAAGGCGAGUCAUUGCUGAGCACAGCCUAAAGAAUGAACACUAUCCCCUUCGUGAAAGGGUGUUUGUGUUUGUGGACCAGGCCGUGUUUCCUCAGACUCUGCUGGAUGCUGUUAGGGCCGAUGUGAAGUAUGGAGCUACAGAAUGGGACACACUGAGCCACCAGCGCAGAGUCCUACUGCACACACUGCAGUCUGGACUGGGGAAGCAGUGCCAUGGACGACAACUAGCAGAGGCCCUAGAGGAAUUAUGUGACGUAGAAAAAUACUUCCUGGAUGUUGUGGCCACUGUGGAGGAGAGAAUAGAGGAUGGAGGUUCAGACCGUGACCAGUACAGUACAAGAUUACAGCAGCUCUACCAUGACAUCCUCUCCUCUACAGGCAAAAAUCCAUCAAGUCCUACUAGUCCAGUUGGAAGUGCACUGCCCAGUCCUGAGAUCAGCUUCCAUGUCUGGACAAAGGAAGAUGAGAUAUGGAACGAGUUGGUUAACUUCGCUCUGAUGGUAAGCCCUGCAGAGCGAAGCUCUACAUACCUAGAUGAGGACGAGGAUACCAAACGUGCUUCUGUCAUCUCGACUGUGUCCAUAGACAGUGGUAUUGAGGGGGACCUGCCUUUGAAUGAGUUUGCCUCCAUGAUAGUAGAGCCCUCGGGUGAGCAGGAGGUCCAGGAACAGCAGAGAAGCUCACAGUUUUUCAGGAGGGCAUGUGUAAGGUGGCCAAAAGCUGGGAACAGGAUGACCCUAAUGAUGGAGGCCAUUAAGGAAAGUGGAAUGACGGCAGGAGGUGGAAGUGGAGGCUCACUCCCAAAAGAGGAGAAAAACUUCACUGCUCGUCUUGUUGUCAUGGGUGAUGAUAGCACUCUGGGCAGGCUGGGCAAGGCCUAUCACAAUAUACGAAAGAGGGAGGCACGGCAUCUUUUUCUGACAAAGAGAGUCAACUUGGAAAUAUACUACAUUCCAGUCUCUAACCAGCCUCUUUCAACUUCUCCAGCACAGGAGAACGUACCAGGCCUUGUAGAUAUGCUUACACUAGCAGCAUCUUUGGGAAAGGUAGAUCCAUGGUACGAAUGCAACAUCAGCAGUCUAGGAGGCAUGAUCCUAAAACUAGCUGAAAUGCAUUCCAGUGUUGGUGGAUCCUCUGAGCAGAACACCUUUCUUCAGGAUAUCAUUUCAUACUACACCCGCACAGCACAGCAACCCAUCCACAUCCCUAUCUACUCUGUCAAGAUGUCCUUCCCUGGCUUGGAUCCUAAAACAGUGGAGGAUGUGUUUUUAUGUCAGCUGGACAUUGACUUCCCUGAGUUCAGGCCUUUCAGACCAACAUUAAAAGACACAAUCAAAGGAUCAGUGCGCUACAAGAAACACAUACAAGAAGAAGGGGGAGCAGUCGUGUCUGUCAUUUACAGAAGGGCGUCCAUCAGCAAUCGGGAGGUGGACAGAGGAAUGUCUCUGACAACGUGUGGAGUGUCGAUCUGCCAUGCUCCAUCAUGCGGAAAUAAAAAUCUCGACAGCCUGAAUGUGGAUUUCCGUGAUCCAAAUCCUGCAAGAUCCUGCAUGUCUACACUCAGAGUCACCAGAAUUUCCAUCAGAACUCUGGAGGAGAAGACAUUCACAGUAUGUUUGGACAAGGACUCCGACAGAACCUUCAAAAAUGUCCAGAGCAUAGAGGUGAUUCCAAGCACGGAUCCAGGAUUUUGCCUUCAGAAGAUCAAGUCCAGGCAAACUGUGGAGGAGGAUGACUCAGGGCUGAGCAGAUAUCUGAGCAAGACUUUCUCUUUGCCCAUCAACACCUUCUCUGGAGCGCUAUUGUGAUAAUAGCAGACACUCCUGCCUCUGACAUGAACUCUGCAGCCAAAGAGACACGCUGGCUGAAUCAUAUACCUCUGCAGUGUGAAUAUGUGCACAAUGCAUACAAGUGGUGUCUUGCCCAGUAUAGACAUUAUGUGUGUAUUGGACACAGUCUUUUGGACCAUUUAUUAAUUACCAAAAACAGCGCUACAGGUGCUCCAGAACAACCCUGUGGUUUACUAACACUGACUGUAAUAACUGUACAGUCCAUGUUGUGUGUUUAAAAGCUUAUGAUUUCAUAGGGCUUACGUUGUUGUUCGUUGGCUGUUUGCAGUGGUUCCUGAGACCUUAAAUAAGCCCAAAAGGUGUUUUUGUCCAGCAGAUGGCGCUGUAACUCAAAGUUAAGCAGCGUCUGUAUUUGUUAAAGGGCAAUUCCACAGAUUUUUCAAAAUGUCUGUGUAAUUCAAUUGUUGAGAUGUGAAAUAGUUCAUUAUAGAGAAACUGACUCUGAUUUCUUUAUAAUGGUGGUGAAAGGAACCCGAGGUCACAAAUACAAGAUGUUUUAGGCCAAAAUCUCAUCUCAAAACUCCUCACAAACCAGUGUCUCAGCCAUCAAAAAACAUAUUGCCAUCAUUUUAUGUAACACCUUUCUGUGAGGCAGCUUUCAGAGACAUUAAAAAAGCAAUAUGUAAGAUGACACGACCUGUCAAAUUCAUACUCCACACUUCAAACAAGUAGGGGGCAACAUAUUACUAGAACAUUGUGGCGUCCACCCCUAUUGUAAGAAAGAAAGGAAAUGUCCCUCCUUCUCCUUCUUCACUCCCCACCCCGUUUACUUACCAGUCUAGACGAAAUGUUGCGAGUUCAGCAUCAAACUUCAUUCCUUUACACACCAAGAGCUCUCCAAUGGUGGAAACGAAGCCAGUGUUAACUUGUGUGUGUGUGGGUGGGGGUAGAGAAGGGUCGGAAUAUGGCAUCAGGGCAGUGCUACUUCUUUAUCCUCUCAUGUUAGACUGUUGGCAGACUUGAUGCUACGGUAGAUAUCUCUGCAACACAAUACAUAGACAUCUUUGACAUUACAUCAAGACUGUUAUUUCUUCACAUUCUGUUGAUCAUUUUAGUUUAUUUUGGAAUGUUUUGAACUAAAAAUCUUACCAGUUGCACCUUUAGACACUUCAGAUGUCUGGUUCCUACCACCGCCACUGUGAGUAGUUCUGACUCUGUAACCACUCUGAACGACUUUGUUUACAUCUUAAUAAUUGAGUUAGGCAGAAAUUCUGAAAAAAGCUGGGCUUUCUCCAUCAUAUAGCCUUUCUAAGAAUGGGGCAAGAGGCUAUCUACUUGCAAUUAAAGAAAAUACCCCUGCUGACACUGAUGCUUUAUAAGUAGGGGUAUGUAUCUUAGACAAAAUGGACAAAAACACGUCCCUGCUGGGCAGGUUUACAGAUUAGUAGCAAUGUAUAACAUUACUAAAAACAUAGUUAAGUGCUUAAAAUGAAUAUUUUUUACUCUGUAUUGCAUUUUACACUACUCCCUUUCUUAGCUUUAUGUCCAAAUAAAUGUCCAAAUUAAUGUCAACACACAGCAGUCUUUGCAUACAGACUCAGUAAAAGUUUUUUAUACAGCACUUAAAACUCUUUUUAAUUUUUUUCAGUAAAAUAUUCCCCCCAAAAUAUGAACUGCUAGUUGCAUGUACUCAAGUACAUUUCUGAUGGAUUUGCACUGUCCUGAAUAUUUUUAAGAUAUGUAAUUUUACUUUUGCUUACUCCCUUACAGAAAAAGUCACAUAUUAUUCACAUGAAGUGUGCAAUAACCACAUGUUCACAAGUACUCACAUGAUUUUUUCACAUAGGAUGUCAAAUAUUUUUAACAUGUGAAUAGUACAAAAACUACAGGUGUUUAUUUACAUGUGAAAUAUGUGUAACUUUUCUGUAAGGGUAAGAAUAUUUGGAGAGAUAUCUGCUGUUUUCAUUAAGUUACCUGACAGGAUCUUUACUGCUUUGCUGUCUGUCACACCUCUGAUUUUAAUGUUUAAGGAUCCCAAAAAAACAAGAAUAAUGAACUGCAGUUUCUAUACUGAUAGAUGCUGGAUAUACUAAGACGUUCUACUGCAGCUCUGUAAGUUAUUCAUGUUGAAGUAGAUUUUUGACCCAGAACUUUUGAUGGAUUUAUACUUUCCUGAGUAUUUUCUAUUUAUAAUACUUUUACUUCCACUUAAGCAUACAUAUAUACUUUUACACAGUUGCAUUUUAGUCAUUAACAUUUAGUUAGCAAAUCAUUUUUUGUGUUCAGUAUUAUAAUAAUACAUUGUUGACAGCAUCCAUCACACCUCUGACUUUUGAGGUCAUUUUUAAAGAUCCCAAAAAGACAAAAAUAACAAAACUCCAGUUCUUAUGCUGAUAGAUGCUGGAUAUACUUAAAUGUUCCACUAGUUCUGUAAGUUCUAUUCUGUUCUGUACUCAAGUAUAUUUGCAUGGAAAGCAAUUCCUAUUUCCUUUUUUGUUUUAUUGCAUUUACUGUCAUUAUAAUAAUGUGUUGGUGACAGCACCUGUACUGCUUUGCUGUUGGUCACAGCUCUGACUUUUCAAGUCACUUCAAAUGAUCCCAAAAAGAGAAAUAGAGCCCAAUAUACUUCAGUUCUUAUGCUGAUAGAUUCUGGAUUUACUAAGAGGUUCUGCUACAGUUCUAUAAGUUACUCAGUAUUUAAGUAGUUUUUGACCCAGUACUUUUGAUGGGUUUGUCCUAGUAU